Heterotrigona itama is the source of this 849-nucleotide messenger RNA. Lineage: Eukaryota; Metazoa; Arthropoda; Insecta; Hymenoptera; Apidae. The record is from the annotation of a GenBank genome assembly.
AUGAGUCAAAUGUCCAGAGAAGAAAUUAACAUCAGACGACUUUUAACAAGAUGUGAAUUGAUGGCAAAGGAUGAUCCUCAUAAGGAUUGGAAACUUGAGAAGCAAACCAUCUAAAGAUAUUAUGAUGGGUUACAUUAAACGAAUAGAUUUCCUAAAGGGAUUGGUAAAUACAACUAAACUUAUAAACCCAGUGGACAGAGUUGCAGCUGUACAAAUGUUACCUAAAAGUUCUACAACAUUUACUGACUCAAUAGGUCCAAAUAUAACAACUCAAAUACAUCAAAAAACUUCAGCAAAAUAUAAUAGAGAAAUGCGUGUUGAAUUAUUUCAUAAUGAUAAAGGAACACUAGAAGAUGGUAUAAGACAAAGACUAGCUAGUACAAACAUACAAGAUGAUGAUUUGGAUGCAUUUUUAAAAUACAAUAGAAAUAUUCAAGAAAAAAUUGCUGAAAAUAUGCUUUCAAUGACUAGCAGCAUGAAAGAACAUGCUUUAGCAGCAAAUGCCAUUAUAAAAAAAGAUAUUGGUUUACUUGAAAAAUCUGAUAAAUUAACAGAUGUUAAUACAGCUAAAUUAAAAACAGAAUCAUUAAAAUUACAAGAACAUACACAAUCCCAUUGGAGGUGUUGGAUGUGGGUGAUGAUUGCAUUUGUUUUAGUUGUAUUUUUUAGUAAGUAUUAAUACAUAAUGUAUUAUAUUAUAAUAUUUUAAUAUGAUCUUAAUAUGAUAAUAUAAUUUUAUAAUUACUAAUUUUUAUAAAAUACUUGUAUCAAAUAUAAUAAGAAUUCAAUAUAUAAAAUUAUUUUUCAGAUAUGGUAUUAUUUAUAAAAGUUGCAAAGAAAAGAGUCUAA